CCUGUAGUGUGUAAAGAUGGAUUUUUUGGACACAGUUGUGAUAAAACGUGUGGUAAAUGUAAAUUCGGAACCGUGUGCCACAACAUCACAGGGAGUUGUCCAGAAGGAUGUCAGGAUCACUGGAAUGGAUCAAACUGUGAUGUAUGUGAAAAUGGAUUUUAUGGUGACAACUGCACAAAAAAUUGCGGUCAUUGUAAAUUCCAAACAAAUUGCCAUAGGUUUACAGGCAUUUGUAUGAAAGGAUGCGAUGAUCAUUGGUACGGCUCUGAAUGUAAAGAGUGUAAAAAUGGUUUUUAUGGUGAAAACUGCACAGAGACUUGUGGACAUUGCAAACCUGGAACAAACUGUCAUAAUGUAACAGGGAUUUGUCAUGAAGGAUGUGAUCACCAAUGGGACGGUUUUAAAUGCAAUGGGUGCAAUGUUGGAUUUUAUGGGAAAAAUUGCGAAAAUCCGUGUGGAAAUUGUGAGAAUGGGACGUUUUGCGACAGAAUCACUGGGAAUUGUCUGGAAGGUUGUGAGGACGAGUGGAAUGGCAUCAGGUGUGACGAAUGCAAAAAUGGAUUUUAUGGAACAGACUGUACAAAGAAAUGUGGAUUUUGUAAAAUCGGUACGUUCUGUAACAAAACGAGUGGAGUCUGUCCAGAGGGAUGUCGGGGUAAUUGGAAUAACUCAAAGUGUUUAGUAUGCAAAAACGGAUUUUUCGGUGAGGCCUGUGAAUUCAGCUGUGGUAAAUGUAGCACGGGGACCUUCUGUAAAAACAUAACAGGACUGUGUCCAAAAGGUUCUCAGGAUCAAUCGAAUGGUUCUCAGUGUCGAGAUAAAGGAAAUUAUAAUGAUGGCAUUUCAAAUACUUCAACUGGAAUUAUAUACAUUGUUUCAACACUUGCUGUUGUAACCCUUAUAUAUGCAGUAGUAAAGCUUGUAUACAAGAAAUUUAAACAGAGAAACCAGGAUACAGGAAAGCUCACAGCAGAAAUUAUGCCUGGAAAGAUAUAUGAUCAAAUACAUGCAGCUGAAACGAUCGUCAAUCAAACCUAUCAAAAGAUAAAUCCCCAGUCAGACAGUUCUCAUUAUCAAGAAAUGCACCUCUACAUCAAUGAAGAACUCUCUGGACACAAAUAG
Molecule: messenger RNA, 1122 nt
Organism: Saccostrea cuccullata (small rock oyster)
Lineage: Eukaryota; Metazoa; Mollusca; Bivalvia; Ostreida; Ostreidae
Product: multiple epidermal growth factor-like domains protein 10
Exons: 7
Coding region: 235-1122 (295 amino acids)
Molecular function (GO): scavenger receptor activity
Source: RefSeq, a predicted model, not a curated record